AUGUAUCCGCUUGACUUUAUUCGAGGACUGCUUGGGACGAAAAUAUGCAUCACAAUGAGAGACAGCACAGAGUACAGAGGAGUUCUCCGCAUGUUUGAUGAGCAUAUUAAUCUAAUUAUUUCAAAUAUUGCAGACGCACCAAAGGAAGUGCUUUUCUUACGAAGUGAGAAUGUUUUGAGCAUUUGCGAGGGAUAG
Molecule: messenger RNA, 195 nt
Organism: Nematocida ausubeli
Lineage: Eukaryota; Fungi; Microsporidia
Exons: 1
Coding region: 1-195 (64 amino acids)
Source: RefSeq, a predicted model, not a curated record